UGUUGCAUCUGGAACUCAUGUGCAUCCACUGUACUUAGUGGGCAUCACUCUUUGCGCCAGUUACUGCAGUUAGUUUGAUUUAAAAAAAAAUAAAAAAUAAAAAAAAAUCUGUAUGUAAAAUGUGGACUAUUCCCAAGCCACGAUACAGAACUGGUUCGUGUGGUGACGGUGAGAUAACCGUGAACAUCGGCGGGGUCCGAGUAGUACUUUACGAGGAUGUUUUGAAUCGUUACCCCGAGAGCAGACUGGCUGAGUUGGUGAACUGCUCAUCGGCGCAGAAUGAUGAACUUUUUUCGUCUCUUUGUGACGACUUUGACCCCGCGAAGGAGUUUUAUUUUGACCGGGAUCCAGAUGCGUUCAAGUGCAUCAUCGAUGUUUAUUACUUCGACGAAAUCCACAUCAAACGCGGCUUUUGCCCAAUUUGUUUCAUCAAGGAGAUGGAGUUCUGGAAAAUAGACCUAAGUGCUCUAGAUGAGUGCUGCAGUUAUUUGAGCGAAAAGGAGGGGGAGCUGAGCGAGAUAGCGAGCAAAGUGAAGGUAAUAUUGGAGGACAUGGAGGUAGACCAAAAUGCGACGGGCACCCAGAGAUGCCAAAGGUUCUUGUGGCGCCUCAUGGAGAAGCCUGUCUCCUUCCCCGCGCGUGUCAUCGCCAUUACAUCUUUCCUCUCUGUCCUGGUCUCGGCGGUGGUCAUGUGCGUGGGAACCAUCCCCGAAUUGCAGGUGACGGACGCCGAGGGGGAGCUUGUGGAGCACCCGACUUUGGAGGCUAUUGAAACGGCGUGCAUGCUGUGGUUCACCGCAGAGUACCUGCUGCGCCUUGCUUCCUCGCCAGAUAAGUUACACUUUGCGCUCUCCUUCAUGAACGUCGUGGACUUCAUGGCUAUUAUGCCUUUUUACGUGGUCCUAAGUCUAACCUACCUCGGCACCAGCUCCAUGAUUGAACUCGGCAACGUACAGCAGGCGGUGCAAGCGCUGCGCAUUAUGCGCAUCGCGCGUGUUUUCAAGUUGGCGCGCCACUCUUCGGGACUCCAAACACUCACGUACGCGCUCAAGAGGAGUCUCAAGGAGCUGGGGCUGCUGCUCAUGUACAUGGGCGUGGGCAUCUUCGUGUUCUCAGCUCUAGGUUACACCAUGGAGCAAAGUCACCCCGAGACUCUUUUCAGGAGCAUUCCACAAUCCUUCUGGUGGGCCAUCAUCACCAUGACGACGGUGGGAUACGGAGACAUCUACCCCAAAACCACUUUGGGCAAGUGCAACGCGGCCGUCAGUUUCCUGUGCGGCGUCAUAGCCAUUGCCUUACCCAUACAUCCCAUCAUUAAUAACUUUGUGGUGUUCUACAACAAACAGCAAGUGUUGGAGACUGCCGCCAAGCAUGAAGUGGAACUGAUGGAACUCAAAUCUGGUGAAGAUGCUCCUCGAAAAGGCAAUGACAAAGAUGACACUUAUGACAGUUAAUAACCUUGCAGACUUUAAUGUAAAAAAAAAAAAAAAAAAAAACAAUCAAAAUAAACACUUCUAUAUACACUCUGUACAUACGAUAUAUAUUCAAAUAUGUAUGUAUGUAUGUAUGUAUGUUAAAACAUUUAUGUCCAAACUACGGCCCAGGAGCAAGAGCGUAGGUUUGGUCUCAAUAUUGGUAGGGACGAUAUGACAGCAAAACCUGCAUUUACACGUUUUGCUGGGGAUGGGACAUUAAUAAGACCAAAUAGAUUGGGUGAAUGGCAGUCAGGGCUACAUUUAUAAGAACCUAAUUAAUUGAUAGGCUAAAUGAUUAAUGCAAAAAUAAAUGUAUUGACUUUUACUGUACUAAGUUUCACACUGCAAAUUUACAGUAUAACGUCUUAAUCUGAUAUUUUUUCUUAAAUCUAGUUGAAUAAUUUUCUCCAUCUUGUUUUGAGUUUUAAAGGCUAGUUAACAGACUAAUGCGUUAAAUUCUUCCACUUACUUUUAGUAAAUAUUACUAUUUGUUCUAAUUAAGCACAUAUAUCUAAAAGUCGGUAAUUUCUCACCUAAAUCAAGAAAAAAUGCUUUCAAAUAAUGUUUUGAAAAUAUCUAUUCUUGAAUUGAAACAUUUCUGACAAACAAGUUUU
Corythoichthys intestinalis (scribbled pipefish) is the source of this 2089-nucleotide messenger RNA. It is a transcript of the gene kcnf1b, whose product is annotated as potassium voltage-gated channel, subfamily F, member 1b. NCBI's taxonomy places the organism in Eukaryota, Metazoa, Chordata, Actinopteri, Syngnathiformes, Syngnathidae. Gene Ontology annotation, molecular function: voltage-gated potassium channel activity. The record is from RefSeq and is a predicted model, not a curated record. Gene Ontology annotation, cellular component: membrane; voltage-gated potassium channel complex. Gene Ontology annotation, biological process: protein homooligomerization; potassium ion transmembrane transport.